Penicilliopsis zonata CBS 506.65 is the source of this 1317-nucleotide messenger RNA. RefSeq lists its product as hypothetical. Lineage: Eukaryota; Fungi; Ascomycota; Eurotiomycetes; Eurotiales; Aspergillaceae. The transcript has 5 exons. Gene Ontology annotation, biological process: protein demethylation. The record is from RefSeq and is a predicted model, not a curated record. The coding region runs from base 1 to 1317 and encodes 438 amino acids. Gene Ontology annotation, molecular function: protein methylesterase activity.
AUGAGUGACUUCCAGAAAUCGUUUGCCAAGUCUCGUCUGGCCAAACUCCCGCCCGAAGCUCCCAUUAUCUUCGACGACGACAACGUCGAGGCAGAGGCAUCGAGUUCGUAUCCCACAGACGAGCAGAGCCACCACGAUGACGAUUCUUCGUCAGCGUCGUCUGUAUCGUCUACAGGCACAAUAAUUCCCUCACUAACAAAACAUCUAUUCGCUAAAGCUGGCCUGGGGUCGAGCACAUCACCCUCACAAUGGACAGAUUACUUCACCCAAGAACUAUACCUCUCCGAGGAUGUCCAUGAUACCCGCGUCACACACCAUGUUUACCUCACCCCUCCGGCCGAGAAGUCUGCACCCCUCUUUGUCAUGCACCAUGGAGCAGGUUCCUCGGGUCUCUCGUUCGCGGUGUGCGCCGAGGAGAUUCGAAAGAUUCUCCCGAAAGCCGGUAUACUCUCCCUGGAUGCGCGCAAUCAUGGUAGCACCACUCUAAACAAGGUCAAUGGUGGUGCAGGAGAUCAAGCUGAGCUUGAUCUCGGCCUGGAAACCUUGAGCCGCGAUCUUGUCUUUGUAAUAAAAGACACACAAUCGAAGAUGGGAUGGGAGACUCUUCCGGAUAUAGUUCUGGUGGGACACAGCCUUGGAGGCGCAGUCAUUACCGACGUCGCUAAGAAGGGAGAGCUUGGCUCCAAACUGCUGGCAUAUGCGGUCCUCGAUGUCGUCGAAGGGUCCGCUAUGGAUGCUCUCCAGAAUAUGGAAAGAUACCUUUCAACGCGGCCCUCAAGGUUUCCCUCUAUCGCCUCGGGCAUUGAAUGGCACACCCGUUCUCGCACUAUCCGAAAUAGAACCUCAGCCAGAAUCUCCGUACCAUCUCUACUCCACAAGGAAGCUGAGCCCACUGACCCAUCGAAGCCAUGGGUGUGGCAGACAAACCUCGGUGCCACCAAGCCCUUCUGGGAGAAUUGGUUUGUUGGCCUGAGUAGGAAAUUUCUUGAUGCUCGUGGUGGGAAACUGUUGCUUCUGGCGGGGACGGACCGGCUCGAUAAGGAGCUAAUGAUCGGCCAAAUGCAAGGCAAGUAUCAGCUUCAGGUCCUUCCGGAUGCUGGCCACUUCAUCCAUGAAGACCAACCGGCCAAGACAGCACAGAUUCUGGUUGACUUCUACAAACGCAAUGAUCGAAGCACACUGGUACUGCCGCCCAAAGUCGCGGAUAUACAGGCUUCAUCAGCCAUGAAAAAAGGUCUGAACGGGGGGUUACCGAAGGGGGGUGCUGGUCAAAGUCAAGUAUCAAGUCAAGGAGGCCUAGGCAGUCUCAAGGAAUAG